CUUAACUUCUGCCAUGGCAUAACCUCCUCUUCCUCCAGCCUCUGAUCCAGCGGGGAAAACAGGCAUGCAUGGGCACAAAAAGGGAUCUAGGCUAUUGCAUCCUAAACGUCAGUAAUUCACAGUCUAAGGAAACAUGGUGAGCAAGGAGGGGGGCAAAUGCAUGCUCACCAACUCAGAGUCUGACUCGGAAGCAGCGCCCUUGCCGUCCACCUCGCUUGCACUGGAGGUGAAGUAUUCCCUGGAAGCCAGUCGACAGGUGAGGAAGAGAAACAAGGCCCUGCAAGUGCGUUUCAAGGAUAUCUGUGAGGCGCAGAACGAGCAAAGGGAGGCGGAGCUGCAGGCAGCGGGGAAAGGUGGCAAGCCGAUUUCGUACAAAGUGGCGUACCGAAAGUAUAUGACCGUCCCGGCCCGCAGAUCCAUCCCAAAUGUCACGAGGAGCACUGGCGUUCAGACAUCCCCCGACCUGAAGAAACGCUAUCAGACCUUUCCGUUUGAGCGUAAAAAAGGCCACACUUUUAAACACGUGGCAGCUGUGGAAACUUAUAAAGGUCAGAAUAACGGUUUUGCCAUGGAGGUGAAGCAGACCAAGGCUGCUGAGCAGGGUUUAGAUGAGGAGGAGGAGGAGGGAGCCUGUGGGGGGAGUGGAGUCCGGAGGACCAGGGCUCUGCUCCAUACUAAUGAGUGCAUUGCCACAGUGGAGCAGCACACUGCACCUGAUGGCCUGUGCUCUGACGCUCUGCUGCUCGCUUGCUCUGCAGACACAGACUGCCUCGCAGACAUACAGAGAGGAAGCGGAGCCGGUGCACAGGCGGAGUACCAGCUCUGCAGCGUCCCCUCCAAAGCCAGGACAGGAUUACAACAAACAGAGGCCGACACGGACCGUUUGACCAGGAGGCGGCUGCUAAAUCUGGAGGAGGGCUCGUCCCGAACCCUGCCGGACAGGGCCUCCAAGGUUACAGGUCCCAUCGCUUGGAACUCGCUCACCCAAGUGGAGUGUCUAGACAGUCCGUCGGUGCGGAGCAAGCGGAAGAAAGCCCUGCAGCUCAACGGGCUGCAGAGUGAAACGCUACCGCGCUCAGGUAGAGGCUGUACGACACGGGCACAGUGUCACACGGGACAGUUGUCUGCCCGGCCUCUGCGGGGCAUGGAUGAGCCUCUGUCACCCUGCAGCGGUGGUUUAGCUGUUGGGACGACGCCUGACCAAUCACAGGAGGCCUGUAAGCAAAUAGUGCCUAUGAAUCAGGACGGGGAUGUUAAAGCACAGCUCCAGGCCAUGGAAAAUCUCAUCAGCUCGAGCCAGGAGACCAUCAAGGUGCUGCUGGGGGUCAUCCAGGAACUGGAGAAGGGCGAGGCCCACAGAGAAGGGGGAGCAGCUUAACGAGUCCUGUAAUUACUCAUUCACGACUCAUAUCUUCCCCGCAGACUCUCCUAUCGAACUGGACAGGACACGGCCAACUGCGACACGUGCCGGAACAGCGCAUGCAUUAUUUACAGUGUGGAGCUGGACUUCAAGCUGCAGGAGGACAAGCUGCAGCCGCUCAUGAAGAGACUUUGCCCUACGGAUGAAACCCACUUCCCCCCUUUGACUUACCCGCAGGAGGCCUUCACCUCCACCCCAAAACGCAAGUCCAAAGCAGACUCCAAGAAGCACGCUCGCUGGAAACUUUGGUUCUUGUGAAACAAAAAAAAACCCAGAGGACUGUCAGUUGCACAGGAUUUACGCAACAUCCAUUCUCAUUUGGGUUAUCCAUCUUAUUCUGUUUUAUCACACUUGGCUCUUUCUUCAAUAAGGGGAAAGCUCUACCACUGGAUACUGAUCCCAUUUUCGGAUAUGACAGGAUGUGUAAUGGGACACUGGGGUGGAUUCCAUGGAAAAUUCAAAAUGUCACGCUUACCAAAAAUGGAUUCAGAGUUAUUUUGAACUAAUUCCUUCAAACAGGGUGUGAAAUUACACCGGGGAAACAUAUUUGGAGAUCAGCAAGGUGAGGAGAUGAAUUUGAUUUCCCUCUGUCUAUUUGCAUAUAUUUUUCUAACAGACGUCUUCGGGGAUUUAUUCUAUGAUAAUGGUUCGGUGAUCGUCACGUUUCUAUUCUUCACCA
Messenger RNA from Cheilinus undulatus (humphead wrasse), 2099 nucleotides. RefSeq names its product inhibitory synaptic factor 2A. The transcript is spliced from 4 exons. Gene Ontology annotation, cellular component: postsynaptic density. Gene Ontology annotation, biological process: inhibitory postsynaptic potential. The record is from RefSeq and is a predicted model, not a curated record. NCBI's taxonomy places the organism in Eukaryota, Metazoa, Chordata, Actinopteri, Labriformes, Labridae.